Wyeomyia smithii (pitcher-plant mosquito) is the source of this 785-nucleotide messenger RNA. RefSeq names its product cytochrome c oxidase subunit NDUFA4-like. The record is from RefSeq and is a predicted model, not a curated record. Bases 455 to 742 code for a protein of 95 amino acids. The transcript has 4 exons. Lineage: Eukaryota; Metazoa; Arthropoda; Insecta; Diptera; Culicidae.
GACUUUUUCGUGUUUGUUGAUAUAUCCUCACUAACUAGGCAAUUGAAAACCGCAAAUUCAGGUGUUUUAAGUUGGAAAUUGUUUCUUGAAUUAAUGAAUAUUGGUAGCAAGGGACAGUCUACCGGGUCAAUAUUUGAGACUCUAUUCUGAUUUCAUCUGGAAAAUGACUGCGACAGUGACUGUGAGCAUAUCUCUGGUGAGUGCGGUGACGGUAAGAUGAGGUGAGGUCCGCCAUUGUUCAAAACUACAUGUGAUAUGAGACACCGGGAAAGUUUACGAUAAGUAGUUAGAAAGUCAAAAAAUGCUUUUUUAAAGGUCUUAGAAGAGAGUACUGAAUUCCCUUAAAAUAUUUCACAGUUCAAACGUAGCAAUCAUUGAUUUGUUAGACAGUUCACUCCGUCAUUCAUUUUGUCCAACUUGAUCAUAUUGAAGUUUGAAACAAAAAGCUUUCAAAAUGCGCGGUUGGGGAAGUCUUCGUGAAGUAGCCAAAUAUCCACUAAUUUGGCCAAUCUACGCUCUCUGUAUCGGUGACCUGUGCUGGCUGACCUUCCAUGUUACUCGCGCUGCUCUGUACAAUCCGGAUGUAGUUUGGGACCACAAGAACAAUCCAGAACCCUGGCAGGAUCAUCGUGAUAAACGUUAUCGAAUUUGGGCCGGAACCUAUGACUAUUCCAAGCGUCCUUGUUUGGCUCCAAUCAUAAAGGAUGGACAAGUAAUUCCGGCUGAUAAAGGUAAAAAUUAAACAAUUGUUCGGACCAUUUGAAGUCAAGCAGAAGAUAUACAUU